CUCCAACCAACUUCCAAACCACAUACUGGCCAUGGACGCCAAGCUGAUGGUGGCCACAGACGGUGGCGAUGUCAACAUGUUGAAGGAUGGGUUGAACAAGGAGGAUGCCAUGUCGAUGGUUGAUGCGACGGCGACGAGUAAGAAGCCUUCCGAAGACAACCCAUCCCCAGCUGGUACCAUCAAUCCCUUGCUUCUGUUAUCGGCACGCGAGGGCUCCUCGAUGGCACUGAGUGUCCUUUUAGAGAGGGAAGAUGCAAAACGUCCACCACUGAUGAUUAUUUCUCAAGAAUUUCUCGAGUUGGUAGAAGGAGGCAGCAGCGCUGAAGGAAGAACUGCAGUAUCAAUUGUUGGUGAUGUAGAAGAGGGCGUCGACGACCAGCCUGCUGCUUCACUUGCAGAUGGAGCACUCCUCAAGGGCGUCACUCCUGAUGGUGAUACUGCACUACAUGUGGUCGCACAGAAUCAGGAGGAUGGCAAACAUUUCCUGGAGUAUGCCGGCAUCAUCUACGGAAGGGACAUGGGGCUCCUGUUUGCGAAGAAUCACAAGGGUGACACACCCUUGCAUUGUGCUGCCCGAGCUGGGAACUCCAAAAUGGUUUCUCAUCUCAUGGAUUUAGCUGCACGUGAGGGCGCUGACACGAAGCUCAGGCUCCUGAGAAUGGAAAAUAAGCGUCACGAGACGGCCCUGCAUGAGGCUGUCCGAUUUGAGGAUGGUCGAUUUCUGGGUCGGAAGGAGAGAAGAUCAUUGCUUGAUACUACUCACACCAUUGGAGAAGAAAAUAAUAAGGAAGCUCAAGCUGCUGCCGGCGCAUCGGAAGAAAAGAAUAUAGUCAAACUACUGAUGGGUGCUGAUCCAGAGUUAGCUAAUUAUCCUGCAGAUGGCGUUUCACCCUUGUAUCUAGCCAUCUUGCUAGGGAAGAGCACUAUUGCAUUGAUUCUAUACGAUAAGAGUGGUGGCAAUCUCUCCUAUUCCGGAGCUGAUGGACAAAAUGCCCUGCAUGUUGGUGUUCUUCCACACAGAGACUCAGGUACUCACUAA
Messenger RNA from Triticum dicoccoides, 1039 nucleotides. RefSeq lists its product as uncharacterized. The record is from RefSeq and is a predicted model, not a curated record. Lineage: Eukaryota; Viridiplantae; Streptophyta; Magnoliopsida; Poales; Poaceae. Bases 32 to 1039 code for a protein of 335 amino acids. Gene Ontology annotation, molecular function: protein binding. The transcript has a single exon.